GUAGCUACAGCAAGUUUAUAGUGGUCCUACACUACAUCAUCUAAUAAGCUACCUAGCUAGCUUUACGAUAAGUGGGGUUAAAUGACCGAUUUUCAGAAUUAACAACUGGUAAAUAACAUGAUACGACAAAUGCGGUGGAUGAAUGAAAAACAUAAUGAAACCGCCUUCAGAGGCUUACGACUGAAAGUUUAACUUUACAUAGACUGCUCGGCAGCUUGCAAAUUCAAGACAAUAGCUAGCUAACGUUAGCUGGCUUGUAAGGGAAGACUUCGAAGACGGUGAGAGGAAGGUCGUAUACUAAAGAUGAGCUCCCAGCAGUUGCUGAAGUCCGGAGUGCCUUCCUCUGGUUUGGAACAAGCCCAGAUGUCCAACGGGAAUAAUGCAGUCGUUGCGGCAAACCAGUCAAACACAGUGGGGGGAGACGAGAGUAGUAGUGAUGCCGAGCCUGCUCCGCUAGACCACCCGCCCAGCGAGGAUGGGGCCUUGCCUUUCCGCGAUGAAAAACAGGAGAUGGUAGUGGUCCGGCCCUACCCACAGGCACAGGUCCAUGGGCAGCCCCAGCUCCAGCACCUGCCAGUUCAGCCUGGCACACCUGUCACCAUGUCGUCCUCACCAGCCCAGCUCCCCCAGGGCCUGCCCCUCCCCUUCAGUGAGGGACCCAUUAAGGCUGCCUUGAAGACACCCGUGCCCAGUCGCCUCAUUGCCCCCGCACCAGCUGCCAGCCAGGGCCUUGUCACAGUGCCACCCCAGACGCCAGGUCACGUCACUGUCACCGUGGAGAGCAGCACUUCUCCGAGCUCAGCUAUACCAGUGGCUGCCAUCAGCAGCCAGCAGGGCCAUUCGAGUAACCUGCACCAACUGAUGGCGGCCAAUGUGCAGAUCAUUCGGGGCAGUGCACCUGCGCUCCACAUAACGUCCCCUGCAGCACCUCCACACUCCUUCACCACCCAUUUACCCAGAGGAGCAGCUGCAGCAGCUGUGAUAUCCAGCUCCAAAGGGUCUGCGGUUCUGCGGCCCAUCCCAAAUGUGGGUUCCUGCCAACCCUCAGUGCAGCACAUCAUCCACCAGCCCGUUCAGUCCUGCCCCACCAUCACUACGUCCACAACAGUGCCGCCUGCUGUGGUGGCCCCCAUCACAGCCGCCAGGGCCCAGUCCCCUGUCAUCACCAUGGCUGCCACUCACUCGGCAGAGAUUGCACACGGACGUGCAGGGCUGGCCAUCCACCCGCAGUCGGCUGCUAUCAGCAUCCAGCGGCCUCCCCCGUCAUGGGACGCAGCCCCGCGCAUCACCCUGCCCUCACACCCCGCUGUCGGUGCACAGAAGCCCCAGGUGCCCCAUGGCACAGCACAGAAGUCCAUCUUCAGCAGUGUGACUCCUGUUGCUGCAGCGACGGUGGCUCCCAUCUUGGCCACCAGCACAGCACCGGUGACCACCACCACGGUCUCUGUUCCCCACACCCAGAUGACCACCAGCAAUGUUGUCACUGUGACAGUACCCUCUCACUCCUCUCAUGCCACAGCGGUCACCACCUCCACCAUCCCCGUGGCGAAAGUGGUCCCUCAGCCCAUUGCGCACAGCUCUGCACGCAUCCACACUGACUACCCCGGGGACAGGGCCAACCUCAUCUCCAUCUCCGGCCACUGCUCCUCCCCCAACCCUGUCGCCAUGGAGGCCAGGAGUGACAACAGGCAACCGGUGCCCAUGCAGUUCCAGUACAUCCUGCCCACCUACUCGUCCCCUCCGUACCCACUGCCUCAUGCAUAUACCCCCAUCACCAGCUCUGUCUCCACCAUUCGGCAGUACCCAGUGACUCCUCAGGCUCCCAGCUCAGCGAUUCCCAUCCAGGCUGGAGUCAGCGUGGCGUCUGCCGUCCACCUGAACCCCAUGCAGCUGAUGACAGUGGACCGAAUUGGCCUGCAGUCUGCACAGAUGAGCGCACAGGGCAUUCAGCCCGUGACCUUGGGCACCCAGGGGAUUCAGCCAGCGACAGUUGGAGCCCAGGGCCUGCACAUCCCCGCGCCAGUCAGCAUUCAGCAGCAGCAGCAGCAGCCACAGGCAGAGGCAAAGGCACCAUGUAGUCAGAAUGUGGUUCUAGCGGAUGGCUCUACCCUCAUUCCCAACCCUAUCAGCAGCGCCUUCAGCAUCACACAAGCCAUCACCACGGAGAUGCAAUCACACCCACAGAGCAGCAGCAGCACUCCCACGCUGGUGUCCUCACCCAGACCCAGCAUCCUCCGCAAGAAGCCUGCCAAUGAAGGGACUGCCAUGUGGAGAAACCUGAUCCCCGCCCAGCCAAAUGAGGGCACUAGCCCCAGAAUGGACAAUACAUUGAGGAGCAUGUCAGGAUCCCCAAGACCUUCGGGAGUGAAGUUCAAGCCAGACGUCCAAAUUGCUGUUACUUCGACGGUGAUGGCUGCUGUGGAAGCCCUGCCCAGUCAGGGCAGUGAACAGCAGGCUACAGCCUCUCCCGCACAGCAGCCCCCCCAGGCUGAUCCUGCCGUCCUGGCAGAGGUUGCACCCCCCUCCCAGACCACCGCUAUGCUUUCUUCCAUCUCUGCAGCUGUGUCUGUCACCCAGCCCCUCCCUACCUCUUUGUCAGAUGUCUUGGCCCAGCCCACCCAACCAGCAGCUAGUUGCACGGCAGCAUCCAUAAUUGGUUCAACCCUUCAAGAGAUCAAGAUCAAACAAGAGGUGGAGCCUAUGGACACCUCAAAACAAGUGCCAUCUGUGACCCCCAGCACCGCCCCCAUGCUCACUCCUUUGGACAGCUCACUGAAUGCCCCCAGUGGGGACACGAUCCCUGGUGCCUCUCCCAGGAAGAAGCCUCGUAAGCAGCAGCACGUCAUCUCCACUGAGGAGAGCGAGAUGAUGGAGACCAACUGCACCGAUGAGGAGAAGGCCACUGCCAGGACCCCGCUCCCCAGGUCUGAGAAGCACAAGUCCCUUCCCGAGGAAUUUGUUGAUGACGAAGGCAUCCGCUAUGUGCCAGUGCACCCACGCCCCUCCAUCACCAUGCUCCGUCACUACCGCAACCCCUGGAAGGCCGCCUACCACCACUACCAGAGAUACAGUGAUGUCAGGGUCAAAGAGGAGAAGAAGGGCACUCUACAGGACAUGGCCAAUCAGAAGGGGGUGGCGUGCAGAGCUCAGGGAUGGAAGAUUCACCUGUGUGCAGCACAGCUGCUGCAGCUGACGAACUUAGAACAUGACGUGUACAGCCGGCUCAUGAGUCUCCAGGAGGGUCUUAUCCCAAAGAAGAGCCCGGGGGCUGACGACGACCUGCAUUGCAUCGAUGAGCUCAUCCAGGGAAACAUGCAGCGCUGUAAACUGGUGAUGGACCAGGUCACUGAGGCCCGCGACAUCAUGAUGAAGGUGCUGGACCACAGGGACCGAGUCAUUAAGCUCCUUGAUAAGAACGGCGGUACCAAGAAGGGCUUGAGGUUGAAGCUCAAGGACAGGGCCUAGAGGUGGCCCGAACCCAGUCGCCGCUGGCGCCUUGGCGGUUUGGGAUCUUAGGCUGCACGGCACAAUCACUCCACCUGCUUGCAAGUGAACGGACACACAGUCAAAGGAACAGCAGUAAGGAGGUCCAAGUGAAGCUCCAGGGGGAUUCUGAGUGCACCUGCAUACACACAAAGCAAUUAAUGGUUUUUAAGGCACAGCCAACCCUAGGUUACAAAUCUUUGAAACAGGUGACUUUGAAUUCUGACCACAUAGGCCACUGAAAUGCUGUUUGAAUGUUGCAUUUCAAUGGGGAAUUAGAAAAUAAGAUGUGUGUUCCAUUUCAUCCCCUUUUUUUGUUGUUCCUUGCAUUUUUAUUUCAGUGUAGUAGCAGACAGAAGGGCAGGGUGCAGUAUCCUUCCUCCUUUAUUCUUAAGUUGUGGCCUCAUUCAGUAACAUGGCACAGUUGGGCAAAGAGAAUAGAAUCGGCAAGACUUUGUUCCCUUCCAAGGGAGGUAACUGAAAAUGGGCCUAGGCAAAGCUAGAGGACUAAUAUGUCCAUGCAGUGGGAUCUGCAUAAAGACUGCGAUGUGCUGAAAGGCAUCCUGAGUACUCCGUGCACCACGUAAGGUGAACCUGGGGAAUCUUCAUUCGUAGAGUGGUACACUGUGCACCUUUGUUCUGUGACACAUCAGGUGGACCUCAGUCAGCAGCAUGUGUUCUGUCAUAGUCCUCAGUGCUGUGGCACCAUUCUUUUUUACACAUAUAUAGCUAACAUUUAAUUAUAAAACAGAAUUAUGAGAGUUCAAGACUUGGGAACAGCUUUGAAUUCCAGUGUCCUUUCAGUAACUGUAGAUGAGAAACAGAUAUGAAAGCAUUGUACCACUGGGAAGAUUAUAUAUUUUUUGCAACAAAUUUUUCAACAAAGUCUUCAGUUUCUCCUCUCUUCCUCUUUGAUUUCCAAAAAGGCAUUUUUGGUGAAGUAUUGUUCUAAUAUGGCCCAUGCCACUUUUUUUGAACGUUAAGUGGCUUUCAGACACUCAUUUCCUCUGUUCAAGGCCCUAAUCAACACAUUAACAUAUUACCCUGGUGGGCUGAAUGACAACCGUCAAAGUGAACUUAAGACUUUUUCUUUAAAGGUAUGCCUUAUUUCUGGAAACAAUUGGUAUGGGCAGACUUGAAAAUAAAACUGAUAUUUGUUUUUAUAUAUUAAAAAAGUGUUGGCCAGUCGAUGCCUAUGUUACCUGUUUUCCCACAGCAGAGAAUGUCAUCACUGCCAGCAUUGUAAAUGGGCCUGCCCUGAGCUGAUUACAGCACCUCACACUGUGAUGGUCUGAAUGUUGCACUAACAAUUGCACAUACAAGCAUGUCAUGAUAAAUCCAGAGCCAUACCAUGAACACCAGCAUGUUCGUUGAAUCUUGUGAUAUAUGUUGUCUGACUGUUUCAUAACCUUUGUGUGCAAGUGAGAGGGGGUUGGGUCAUGUCAUUGAGUUUCACAGUUGUCUCUUAAGUGUUUUCUUUAACAGAAGGCGGGUGUGUUUCCCGCCACUGGUGAGCAUG
Molecule: messenger RNA, 5002 nt
Organism: Megalops cyprinoides (Indo-Pacific tarpon)
Lineage: Eukaryota; Metazoa; Chordata; Actinopteri; Elopiformes; Megalopidae
Gene: sap130a
Product: Sin3A-associated protein a
Exons: 21
Coding region: 304-3465 (1053 amino acids)
Biological process (GO): negative regulation of transcription by RNA polymerase II
Cellular component (GO): Sin3-type complex
Source: RefSeq, a predicted model, not a curated record